Molecule: messenger RNA, 1764 nt
Organism: Morone saxatilis (striped sea-bass)
Lineage: Eukaryota; Metazoa; Chordata; Actinopteri; Moronidae
Product: putative nuclease HARBI1
Exons: 4
Coding region: 150-1457 (435 amino acids)
Source: RefSeq, a predicted model, not a curated record
AAAGCGGAUGUAUCCUACACUAACAGCACGGAUGCACAUCAGCCACAUGACACACUGACGGUGGUUGCAGCAACAAGAUGUUUUACACACAUUCAUCAAUUAGCAUGACUUAACGUCUGGCGCGUUGCCUUCCGGUUGAACUUGUCAAAAUGGAGGAGGAGGAGCUGCUUCGCUCUUUAAUGUUCCUCAUGACUUACAUGCUGAUGAAGCGCAGGAGAGACAUCAACAACGCAAACGUGCAGAGGCGCAAUGAGAUCCAGAGACGCAUCAGACAUCGGCAGUACUUCUUCCAGAGACAGAGGAGGAUGCUCAUGUUGAUGAUAGCAGGAGGCAUCCGCUCCAAUGUCCGCAUCCGCACACGCCCCUGGACCACCACUCCGAGCACUGACUGGUGGGAGCGGGUGGUGAUGACAGAAUUCCAGCCAUCCGAUUGGCUGGAUAAGUUCCGGAUGAGCCGGGAGACGUUCUUCUACCUCUGUGAUAAGCUGAGGCCCCGUCUGGCUCGCCAGGACACCAGCUUCCGCCUGGCGCUGCCGGUGGAGAAACGCGUAGCGGUGGCUCUGUGGCGUCUGGCGUCCAACAUUGAAUACCGCACCAUAAGCACCCUGUUUGGCGUGGGGAAGUCCACCGUGUGCAGGUGUGUUAGAGACAUGUGUCACGCCAUCGUGGCGCUCCUCGGCUCCAUCUACCUGCGGUCCCCCAGUGAGCAGGAGCUGGAGGAUUCAGCCCAGCUCUUCCUGUCCCAUUGGGGCUUCCCUCACUGCGUCGCUGCCAUAGCAACACUCCACACGGCUAUCAUCACCCCAUCGAACAACGCGUCUGACUAUGCCAACCCUGCUGGCUGGCUCUCAGUGCUGUCUCAGGUGGCUGUUAGUGGCCGGGGGCAAUUCUGGGAUGUAUGUGCCAGUUUCCCGGGUGGGACGGACCCAGCUGACAUAUUACAGAACUCAUCGCUGUGGGCCACGGCUGCAGAGGGUGGACUGUCGCCUGACCCACCACCUAUCUUCAUGGGGAAACCACUCAGGUAUGUGCUGCUGGGGGAGGCCUGCUACCCUCUCCAGAGCUGGCUAAUGAAGGUCUACCCUGAGGAAAAGGGCAGGAGGGCAAGCCACGCAGCACUGACAGAGCCACAGUGGCUCUUUAACCGGCAGCUGAUCAGAGCGCUGCGUGUCCCUGAGGAGGCGCUGCUGAGGCUGAGGGCGCGCUGGCAGUGCCUGAGCAAGAGGAACGACUGUGGACUGGACGUGGUGCCCACCAUGAUUCUAGCUUGCUGCAUUCUGCACAAUAUGUGCGAGUCCCACGGCGAUGCCUUCAAGGCAGAGUGGCAGGAGGAGGUGGCCGAGGCAGAGAGCCCUCAGCCCGGCCACAAGCAGCUCCUCUCAACCAGUAUGGACCAAAGUCACGCUGAGGAGGUCCGACAACUCUUCUGUGACUAUUUUGAAGAGCAGAACAAUUAAAAUAAGCUUCCUACACAUAAAGACUAAUGUUACUGAAAUCCUUACAGUUACAUACUUUUAAUUGAACCUAAAUAAAGCAGAGAUGGACAAGUUAAAGCUUAGGCUGAUUUAAAAUAACCUCAAUCUGCCAAAUUAGACCUCAGCCUGUGAAACCAAGUCUGAGGUGUUCCAAAAUCACAAUAAUAAUGGGAAAAAACACUUUUGAUUUAAACAGGAAUGUGUGUUUACUUUGGUGCCACCAUGUGGCUAAUCUUAACAUGUGCCCCACUAAAGCAAUAAAGUAUCCUCCCCCCAUUUUCCCAUCAAA